AUGGCCGCCCGCCUGCUUCCUUUCGCUGCCCUCGCAGCGAGCGUGUCGGCACUGUCUGUUCCCCGCGAAGAGACGAACUCGAGCCCCGGCGUCCUGUCUCUGCCUGUCUACCAGGACAUUAGAAUUCAUCCUCUGGAGAAGUUAAGGAGAAGACAAGUCUCGGACACCGAUGCCCCUGUCCUUAACGUAACGUCCACGACGUACCUGAUUGAGCUCAACAUUGGCACUCCUGGUCAAGAUACCAAGGUUGCCAUCGAUACCGGAUCCUCCGAGCUUUGGGUCAACCCCAACUGCGCCAAUGCGGGCAGCACCGCCCAGACCCAAUCUUGCAGAGCCAAUGGCCAGUACGAUCCCCAAGACUCUUCGACCUCGUCUAUUUAUCGCCAGACGGGCCGCAUCAAGUACGGCAAAGGAGAGGUGGUUCUGCAAUAUGUCAGCGAUAACAUCACAAUUCCCGGCAGUGACACCGUCUUCGGCUACGCCACCGACAGUGUCGAUCUUAACAGGGGCAUUCUCGGUCUCAGCUUCGGCGAGGCUGUCAACAACACUGGUUACCCAACCGUCGUUGACGAGAUGAAGGCUCAGAACAUUAUCGAGUCCCUCACGAUGGGCAUUGCUCUCGGAACCAAGGAGGAGAAGACGGGUAGUGGCCUCAUCUCUUUCGGUGGCGUCGACACCAAGAAGUUCAGCGGUAACCUGCACUCUGCCCCCAUCCUUGGACCCCAGAACGGCGAGAACCUGUAUAGAUACUGGGUUCAACUCGACUCGGUCGGUUUGAGCAAAUCCGGCAGCAGUGCCAAGACAUACUCCAACUCCAACUUCCCAGUUUUCUUUGAUACUGGCGCCACCUUGAGCUACCUUCCUUCUGCUGUCGUCGAUUCUCUCGGAAGCGACCUGGGCGGUCGCCUCGACUCCUCCGUCAACAUGUAUGUCGUUCCGUGCGACACCCAAGGUACGAUCGACUUCAAGUUCGGCGACUACACCAUGAAGGUGCCCUUGUCCGAGUUCAUCUGGCAAGGACUGCGUGCUCGGCGCAGACAAGGCUACCGACGGUUCCUACCUUCUUGGAGACUCAUUUCUCCGUUCGACAUAUGUCGUUUUUGA
Colletotrichum spaethianum is the source of this 1104-nucleotide messenger RNA. Its product is annotated as candidapepsin-5. The coding region runs from base 1 to 1104 and encodes 367 amino acids. Gene Ontology annotation, molecular function: aspartic-type endopeptidase activity. The transcript has 5 exons. Lineage: Eukaryota; Fungi; Ascomycota; Sordariomycetes; Glomerellales; Glomerellaceae. Gene Ontology annotation, biological process: proteolysis. The record is from RefSeq and is a predicted model, not a curated record.